UCUCUCGGCCUAUAAAGCUGCAACAGCUGAUCUCGUGCAUCAGAAAGAGCCGCAGCUCCGCACGCGCCGAAGAGAGAAGAAGGGAGAGACCGAGUGGCGGAGAGGAGAAGAGAGUGAAAGAGAGAGUUAGCGACACUGAGAUGAGCUGUUCUGGUCUUCCAACUGCAGUUUGAAAGAAAACAAACAUUAUUUUAGCAAUAUUUUUAAGGAGUUGUGACGACGUUUGGUUAAGUUUGUUUUGUGAAAAGCUGAAGUCUUUUUCUCGAGACGUUUUCUGGACUCAGUGAACCCCUUUGAACCCGUUUAACCUUCGUUUCUCUCCGACCGUUACGACUCCGUACCUUUCCACGUCCUUUUGAAGGCACCGUGGCACUUGGCUGUGGCACGCGGAGAAAGGGGAAAGAGACCUGUGUAGCGUCGAGGGGAGCUGUCCGGUGCUGAAACCACGAGACCGGCUCAGGUUAGGCGGAGAACUGGGGAGCUGUCUGCGUGCUGAAGACUAACGGUUUGGAGCCAGAAGAAAACAGUCGUCUUUCUUUUUCAAGCAACGGAAUUCAACAAAUUAACAAGCUCCACGGGUCUUCCAGUGGCGAGGACAACAGAUUAUUUUGCCCUCAGGUCCAAAACAAAAACAAACGGCAGUCUGUAUUUGACACACCUGAGCAAAAGAAAAUAUUAGGUAUACUAUAAAAAGGCACAUGUGGAGCGCUUGGUUUGUUUAAUCUUUAAAAGCCAUGUCCCCUCUCCACUUUCGAGGCCGUUUGAUUGAAGGGAGCAAAUUCACCUUUAGUAGCUCAAACCAGGGAGUAUAUUAGAGUUACAAUCAGGCGAUUAAGUUUGAAGUGGGUUGAAAGACAAAGGGAGGGUGUGUGUUUAUUGUAUCAGUAUAGAAGCAACGACUGUCCCAUCAUGCCUCGCUCUUUCUUGGUGAAGAAAGUGAAACUGGACGAUUUUUCGGCUGCAGCGCUGGAGAGCUCAUAUGGCCACAGCAGAAGAGAACAACUCAGUCUGCGAUUCCAUCAUCAUGACAAAGGAUACGUCAGCGAUUUUCUGAGUCCAUCUCCUUAUGAUGAUGUAGUGGGAAGUGACUCAUCUGUCAUCUCUAAAGUACCCUCCCCUGACCAUCCAUCAAUCAUCUAUGGCAGCAUCGACGACAACUAUUCUGGUAUCCAUGGUGAUAUCCACGGUGAUUCAGACCAGCCGGACAGCCCGCGUUCUGAAGUGUCAUCAUCAGCUGGUGGAUACAUCAACGGGGACGCAGCUGUAAGCGAGGGAUACACAGUGGAUGCAUUUUUCAUCAUGGACGGACGUUCACGGAGAAAAGCCACGGGAAUUCCCAAAGGAACCACCCAGAGACACACCUGCAGCGAGUGCGGCAAAACCUAUGCCACGUCCUCCAACCUGAGCAGGCACAAGCAGACGCACAGGAGCAUAGACAGCAAAAUGGCCAAGAAGUGCCCCACAUGUGGGAAAGUCUACGUUUCCAUGCCUGCGAUGGCCAUGCACCUGCUGACACACGACCUCAAGCACAAGUGCGACGUGUGCGGCAAAGCGUUCAGCCGGCCAUGGCUGCUGCAAGGCCACAUGCGCUCGCACACGGGCGAGAAGCCUUUCGGGUGUGCGCACUGUGGUAAAGCGUUUGCCGACCGGUCGAACCUGCGCGCCCACAUGCAGACACACUCAGCCUUCAAGCACUACAAGUGUAAACGGUGUGACAAGACAUUUGCACUCAAGAGUUAUCUGAACAAGCACUAUGAAUCGGCAUGCUUCAAGGGGGCAUUCUCACCUAUGAGCUCACUGGGGGAAUGACGGAUGCAAAAAGUUUUUUUUGUUUAUUUAAAUCAGAUUUUACUGGCCUCACUCCCAACUCUUCCCGCUUUCCCCAACAAGACCAGUAUACCUGAGCACUACAAGAGAGGAGUGUUUUCUCUGCUAGGAUCAUGAGGCAAAUGACAAAAAGAGAUUGAGGGCAUGUCCAUUUAUAUCAAUACCCUCCAUUCCCUCUAUGCUCGAUUUAGAUUGUCACCUGCUUCGAUAAGACAUGUCCCUUCUGAAGCUGUUUUGAGUAUCUGUGAAGAUAAAUAAAGCACAGCAUAUCUAGCUCAUCACUUUUGAAGAUACCUAGAUCUAUUUAUGCCUGUAUCUAUCCUC
This is a messenger RNA of Micropterus dolomieu (smallmouth bass), 2151 nucleotides long. Its product is annotated as transcriptional repressor scratch 1-like. Gene Ontology annotation, molecular function: RNA polymerase II cis-regulatory region sequence-specific DNA binding; DNA-binding transcription factor activity, RNA polymerase II-specific. Lineage: Eukaryota; Metazoa; Chordata; Actinopteri; Centrarchiformes; Centrarchidae. The transcript has 4 exons. The record is from RefSeq and is a predicted model, not a curated record. Gene Ontology annotation, biological process: regulation of DNA-templated transcription. Bases 910 to 1809 code for a protein of 299 amino acids.